AUGACAAAAAAAAAAAGAAGAAACAAUGCAAAAAAAAUAUCAGAUAUAUUUUAUCGAUAUCCAAUAAUAAAUGGAGCACGUGAUAGUGUCACAUACAAUAAUGCGAAGAUCGAAGAUGAUGAAGAUGUUACUUCAAUGCUUAAUUGUCACACUAGGUUCAGUGGUGGACAUCCAUUGGAGUUGUAUGUUUGUUUUCAUGAGGAAGAGGAAGUUUAUCCUACGCAAUCGUCCCAAAUACAUCAAUAUCAACAAAAAGUGGUUGAUGAUGAUAGUGACUCUGAUGAUGCCAGACAACUUGAUUUGUUUGGUGGUUCUAGUGACGAUUCAGGUGAUGUAAUUAUUCCCUUGUCCCAACCUUCUCCAGUACUUAAUUUAUACAACCAACCAUAUCACACGAGAAAUCAUGUUUCCUUCGAUUCUACUGUGCCUGUCUUUGAUUCCAUAGACGGCGGUCAUGAUUGUGGAGGUUUAGAGGAGGGCAUGAAGUUUGAAAACAAAGAAAGUUGUAUGUAUGCAAUCCGUCAAUAUCACAUUAAAAAUAAUGUUGAUUACGAGAUUUAUAAGUCUGAUACGCAACGUUUCUUGGUUAGAUGUCGGAUCGAAGGAUGCGGCUUCACAUGUAGAGCAUCAUUACGAAAGGGGUGUGGUAAAUGGGUUAUUAGAAGAAUUGGUGGACUACACACUUGCAUGGCGUCUGCUAUGUCACAAGAUCACAUCAAGCUUGACUCAAAUCUUAUCGCUCAAAGCAUCAGAGCUCUUGUCAGCGACGACGCUUCAAUCAAGGUGAAAACUAUUAUUGCUCAUGUUCGUACAACUUUCAACUACACGAUAUCUUAUAAAAAAGGAUGGCUUGCAAAUAACAAAGCAAUCGAGUCUAUUUAUAGAAACUGGGAGGCUUCAUACAACGACCUACCGCAAUGGUUGUUAGUCAUGCGAGAGCAUCUUCCUGGAACCGUAAUAGAGCUGGAAACACUGCCUGCAUAUUUAGAUGAUGGAACACAAAUUAGUGGUGCAAGAAUUUUCCAUCGCCUUUUUUGGGCGUUUCAACCAAGUACCAGAGGUUUCGCCUAUUGCAAACCAAUUGUACAAGUCGAUGGCACAUGGUUGUAUGGAAAAUAUAGAGGAACAAUGCUAAUGGCUGUUGCACAAGAUGAGAACGUUAACAUUUUCCCAAUCGCCUACGCAUUGGUUGAAGGUGAGACCGGAGGGGCUUGGAGUUUUUUUCUUAAAAAUUUGCGGCUGCACGUGACCCCUCAAUCUGAUAUAUGUUUGAUAUCUGAUCGACACGAGUCUAUAAAGAGUGCAUACAACAACCCAGACAAUGGCUGGAAAAAUCCUCCUUCAGUGCAUGUGUAUUGCAUCAGGCACAUCGCUCAAAAUUUUAUGCGAGCGAUCAAGGACAAAGACCUCCGCAAGAAAGUUGUAAACAUGGGGUAUGCUCUAACGGAGUCUACGUACGCUUACUAUCGGGUGGAAAUCCGACAAACAGGCAUGGAAGCUUUCAACUGGAUAGAGAAUCUUCCAAGAGAAAAAUGGUCGCGAGCUUAUGACGGUGGAAGACGAUGGGGUCACAUGACAACCAACCUUGUGGAAUCAUUGAACUCGGUGAUGAAGGAAACAAGGAAUUUACCUAUUACAGCACUUGUAAGAUCAACAUACUUCAGGAUGGGAACAUUGUUUUGGAGGCGAGGUCAUAAUUGGACAAAAAUGUUGUCAUCAAAGAAGGAUUUCACGGAUAAUUGCAUGAAAGAGAUGCAAAAAGAAGUAGAAAAAUCUCACAGUUAUAAUGUCCUGAGUUUUGAUCGUGAGAGAAACUAUUUCGUCGUCCAAGAGACAGUUAAUAAUAACGAGUGCCGGACACUUACUUAUUAUAACGUCGACCUCCAAAAACAAACACGUGACUGUGGGAAAUUUCAAACUUUUCACGUGCCCUGCUCGCAUGCCAUUGCAGCUUGUUCUCAUGUCCGACUCAAUUAUCAGAUGUUUAUCCCUCCUAUAUUUAGAGUUCAAAAUAUCUUCAAGGUAUACGAACAAAGCUUCAUCGGUGUUCCCAAAGAAGAUCAAUGGACUCCUUAUCAAGGUGAUAUUCUUUUACACAAUGAAAGAAUGCGACGAAACAAAAAAGGUCGCCCAAACAGCACUCGCAUUAGGACUGAAAUGGACACCGUUGAGAAAGUAAAAAGACGAUGUGGAAUCUGUCAAGGAUUACAUAUGCGGAAAAAAUGUCUGCAUCGGCCAAAUGCAGCAGGCCCUUCUAACUAG
This is a messenger RNA of Vicia villosa (hairy vetch), 2262 nucleotides long. RefSeq lists its product as uncharacterized. The coding region runs from base 1 to 2262 and encodes 753 amino acids. Gene Ontology annotation, molecular function: zinc ion binding. The transcript is spliced from 3 exons. The record is from RefSeq and is a predicted model, not a curated record. NCBI's taxonomy places the organism in Eukaryota, Viridiplantae, Streptophyta, Magnoliopsida, Fabales, Fabaceae.